Messenger RNA from Centruroides sculpturatus (bark scorpion), 1555 nucleotides. RefSeq names its product nicotinamide N-methyltransferase-like. Gene Ontology annotation, cellular component: cytosol. The record is from RefSeq and is a predicted model, not a curated record. NCBI's taxonomy places the organism in Eukaryota, Metazoa, Arthropoda, Arachnida, Scorpiones, Buthidae. Gene Ontology annotation, molecular function: N-methyltransferase activity. Bases 170 to 985 code for a protein of 271 amino acids. The transcript has 4 exons.
AUUAGCCAAUCCGAUUAAACACGAACUCGUGAUUUCAUUAUAAAAAAAACAAAUAUAUUUUAUUUAAAUAGCGGAAAUAAUUUCCAAUUACGCCAGAAAAAGUUACUCUUGUAUUUAAAACACUACCAAUAUAAAUUUGUUGAUCCAGCGAGUUAACUUUUCGGCCGAUAUGGACGAUCAUUUGAGUACCGAAACAGAUGAGAAGUAUAAACUUUCGAAAAAGUACCACUUACCAGAAUUUCCAGUCUUCUAUAGAAAACAUUUAUUAAGUCAAGAAACUGAAGAAGAAGAAUUUAUAUCCCUGACUCUUCACAGAAUCUUUCAAAAUGGUCAAAUUAAAGGAAAAAGAUUACUCGACGUCGGAUGUGGUCCGUCGGUUUACAGAAUCGCGACUGCCAGUAGAUUUUUCUCGGAAAUUAUUCUUUCCGAAUACGCCGAAUGCAAUCGUAAAGAGUUGAAAAAAUGGCUGGAAAACGAUCCGAGUUCUUUGGACUGGUCUAAGUUUAUCAAAAUGGCGGCCAGAUUUGAAGAAAAUGGAAAUGCAAAAAUGGGAAUCGAAGCCAUCGAAUCGAGGAUAAGGCAGAGAGUGAAAGACGUCGUGCCGUGUGACAUCUUAAAUCAGCAAAUUUUGGCUAAAGACAUUGGAAAGUUCGAUGUUAUUUUUUCCGCUUAUUGUUUGGAAUGUGUCUGUCCUACGCCGGAAGCUUUCAAAUCCGUUAUUAAGAAAAUAGCCAGUUAUAUUGUUCGGGGUGGAGCUUUGGUAUUAAUUACUAUAAUAGAUAGUUCGCAUUGUAUCUACGUGAAUAACUCGGAGCAAAUUCAAUUUAACGAUUUAUCCGUGAGCGAAAAAUUACUUAAAGAAGCGUUAACGGAAGCUAAUUUGACCGUAAAACAUUGGUAUUAUAGCAAGGAUAUCGGAGAAGCUCCCAUGACAAAAUGCAGUGGAAUAGUUGUCUCGUCUGCCAUAAAGAGCGAUGAAAUGUAACCAACAAACACGAAAAACUUUUGCCACGAAAUUUUCUCUGUUACUGGAUUAAUAUGAUAUUAUAUUCGUUAUAUUUCUAUAAUCGGGAUUGCCUAAUGAACAUAUUGUGUAAUUAAUAAACUUGAUAUUUGUAUAUAAUUGGAGACACGCGUAGCUACUAACAUAGAUUUUUCGAAAUUUAUAUGUAAAAAGCAACCGGAUAUAAUUAAUUAGGGUAAAAACUGUUGAAUUAAUAUCUAAAACUUUGUGUAGAAAAUUAAAAUAAUAUCUAACCACUAUUAUCUAACGAUUAAUACGAAGAUAUUCUGUAUUAAGCAGCGAGUAUAUUUUUUAUGAUUUUGAGAGUUUUAUUAUUUCAAUAAAUUUGCAUUUCGCAUCUACAAUUGAGCUUCGGAUCUACGCAUUACUGAGAAACAAAUUACGGCAUUAUUUGCUGAGAAUAUUGAUUAUAUACACUAUAUAUAAUAAAUAACUUUGUUUACUAAUUACAUAGAUUUAUUUUGAUUUAAGAAACAAAUUUUGCAAUUGUAUUAAAAAAUAUUUCUGAUGGUGAGUGUAAAGGAUUUGAAA